GAACUGUAUUUUCUAAAAUUUAUAGCAACGUAUUUUUCCUAUUUUUGAUGCCAUUUUUAAGAAAGCUGGUCAGACAAGAAUUUUGCUUUUGCAUCUCGCUGACUUCUGGAUGCAUCAUAGUUUCAUUCUACACACUGUUUUUCGGAUUCCUUAACGCAGGCACUACUGUGGAUGAGGUUAUAUACAAGAACACACUCAAGACUGAUGUUUAUGCGAAAUGGUUCAAUGUAUUUCAUAUAGCUCUGAUGAUCGCAGCUGCAGUUAUCCUGCUGAUAUCUGUUAUGACGAAGUACUUAAGGAUCGUUUUCGUGUGGAUGGCCAUGUUCAUCAUUCAUAUGAUAUCGUACUACAUCAUCUUCAAUGCUUUGAUAAAUGUUCGCAAUCCGUUCUUUAAAAGUGCUGUCUCUGCGAUUAUUUAUGUUUUCGUGAAUUUAGUGACGUUGGGAAUCGAUUUAUUUUGUUUGCUCAAAGUCUACACGUAUUAUUAUGUAAAAGCGCAUCCAGAUGAAUUCAGACCAGUUUGUGUGGAUAAAUGAGAGGAUGUCCUUAAAAAUUAAAUUGAGAUCAGCGAAAUUGAUUUUUAAGAUGAUGAAAAGCAAUAGCAUUUCGUGCUCUUUACCCCAUGCUCAUCAAGUGAGAGGAUGAUGCUUUUACUGUGCUAAUAUGGCAGACUCAAUUUUCUUUAUAAUUUCAUUAGCAUCUUGAUGAGAACUGAAAACGAUUCCACGCGUGCCUGACAAACACGACACACAUCGGGCUGGAAAUUCUAGGCUAAUGCUAAUGAGGCCAUAAUACAGAUUGCUUAAGUUGUAAUUAUGCAAAAAAGUUAAUACCACAAUAAAGAAGAUAUGGCGGAAAAUGUGAAGGCAAUUUCGUUUAAAUUUGGCGCCAUCAUCUGGGCGAGCUAAACAUGAGUAUUUGCUUAAAAGUUUUGCAAUGUACAUAAAUUACGUAUACGACUUGUGGUUCAUAAACAAAUCUUGUACAUUGAAAUUAACAAAGAAUUGUUUUGAUAAUUUAAAAUAUACGUAUAAUUUUUUAACAUUCAGGCUUAAAAGAAAUUCUAAAAAUAAAAAUAUUUUGCAGAAU
This is a messenger RNA of Drosophila melanogaster (fruit fly), 1089 nucleotides long. RefSeq lists its product as uncharacterized. Bases 48 to 536 code for a protein of 162 amino acids. The record is from RefSeq and is marked reviewed. The transcript has 4 exons. NCBI's taxonomy places the organism in Eukaryota, Metazoa, Arthropoda, Insecta, Diptera, Drosophilidae.